AUGGCUACCAAAACCCACUUGGCGUUUAUUCUGAAUCCCGUCGAGGGGUCUCCUCCAUUGCCUCCGCCGCUGCUACUGCCAUUGCAACAGAAUGGCUACAAUAUGCCUCUUAAGUCACUCCAGUCUGCAGUGGACUGGCAGCAAGAGCAGGUUGUCGUAGGGGCACCGAGAGGCCAGCGCGACCUCGAUCUGGUACCGAGUGCAUCAGACCGUCUUCGGCCCUACAAGAGGCUAUGCACGGUCCAGUCAUUACCGACUGUGUCGUCCCCGACUACUGUGGACAGCUGCACGUCAGCAGCUACGAGUUCCGAGAGCGAGUCCUCGGACGUGGACAGCCCCGAGACAACGACGCGCGCACUAAUGGCACUGAAGAAAAAGCCGCACUUGUGCCACGAAAAAGGCUGCAAGAGUCUCGCCGUGUCCCGACAAAGCUGCGUGCGCCACGGCGGCGGCUCGCGCUGCACUGUCAGCGGCUGCACGAACGGCGCCAAGCUCCGCAACCGCUGUUUCCAGCACGGCGGCUCGACCACCUGCUUGGCGGCUGGCUGCACCAGCAAAGCCAAGCGCUAUGGCUACUGCUGGUCGCACGGCGGCGGUCGCAUUUGCACUGCUGCGGGCUGUAACAAGGUCGCGGCGCAAGGGGGGUCGUGCUGGGCGCAUGGCGGUGGCAAUCGCUGCAAGGUUGAGAGCUGCAGCAAGCGGUCGUACCGGAAGUACGACUACUACUGCGAAGUCCACGCAGCGGUUGGCUGCCAGGCGUAG
Messenger RNA from Hyaloperonospora brassicae, 762 nucleotides. The record is from the annotation of a GenBank genome assembly. Lineage: Eukaryota; Oomycota; Peronosporomycetes; Peronosporales; Peronosporaceae.